Molecule: messenger RNA, 1410 nt
Organism: Argentina anserina (silverweed cinquefoil)
Lineage: Eukaryota; Viridiplantae; Streptophyta; Magnoliopsida; Rosales; Rosaceae
Product: protein JINGUBANG
Exons: 1
Coding region: 25-1410 (461 amino acids)
Molecular function (GO): protein binding
Source: RefSeq, a predicted model, not a curated record
UCCUCUUUAAUCCAUUUAUUAAUCAUGAAGGGUUCGUCGAGAGGCAACAAGGUGUUCUCCGAAGACACCAGUGGACAGAAGUUCGGCCGGUUGAAGAAUUGCUCCGACGUUGAAGACGGCAGCCCUAGUCCUCCGAGUUACGACGCGGAUUUAGGCGGAGAAGGGUCUCCCUCCCCAUAUAGCAAGUCUCCUUGGUCCACGCACAUGCACAGCAGUAAUGCUUCUCCCGAUGCGGUCAGGGAGACCAAUUACUCCCCCAACGUCCUUAUGGGCUCACUCGUCCGCGAGGAAGGCCAUAUAUAUUCCCUCGCCGCCUCGGGAGAUUUGUUGUACACCGGUUCCGACAGCAAGAACAUUAGAAUCUGGAAGAAACAGAAUGAAUUCUCCGGGUUCAAGUCCAACUCCGGUUUGGUGAAGGCGAUCAUAAUUGCCAAUGAGAAAAUAUUCACUGGUCACCAAGAUGGGAAGAUUAGGGUAUGGAGAGUGUCAUCCAAGAACCCUAGCAUGCAUAAACGAGUCGGGACCCUUCCGACUAUGAAAAAUUUCAUAAAGUGCUCCAUGAAGCCGAGUAGCUACGUCGAGGUGCGACGGCAUAGCCAAAAGGUUUUGUGGAUCAAGCAUUUUGACGCCAUUUCGUGCUUGAGUUUGAGCGAAGAUAAGACCUUGCUGUACUCGGCAUCGUGGGAUAAGACGUUUAAGGUGUGGAGAGCCUCGGAUUUCAAGUGUUUGGAGUCCAUCAACGCUCACGACGACGCCGUUAACGCGCUGGUGGUGGGGUUUGAUGGUUUAGUUUUCACCGGUUCGGCUGACGGAACAGUCAAGAUAUGGAGGAAGGAGCUUCAAGGGAAAGGAACGAAGCAUUUCUUCUCCCAGACGCUGUUAAAACAGGAGUGCGCAGUUACGGCGCUGGCGGUGAACCCUGAGGCCACAAUUAUAUACUGUGGAUCGUCGGAUGGUCUGGUUAAUUUCUGGGAGCGGGAAAAGAAUCUCCAACACGGCGGUGUUUUGAGAGGGCACAAGUUGGCGGUUCUAUGCUUAGCGGCGGCCGGGUGCUUGGUGUUUAGUGGCUCGGCGGAUAUGGGGAUAUGCGUGUGGAGAAGGUCGGAGGGGGAUCACAUUUGCUUAUCUGUGCUGACGGGGCACACCGGGCCGGUGAAGUGUUUGGCGGUGGAGAAGGACCAGGAGGCUACUUCAGCGGAGACGCGGUGGAUUGUGUAUUCUGGGAGUUUGGACAAAUCGGUGAAGAUGUGGAGGGUUUCGGAGCAAGCACCGCCGAUGGUGCCAAACCAGAAGCACCAGCAUUACACAUCGGACGGGUACUGCGUGCCGAUGUUGAGCUCAGCCCCUAGCUUCGCCUCGCGCAGUAGCUUCACCUCUCGCGGUGGAAAAAUGGGUUCCAGAAGACUUUAG